Molecule: messenger RNA, 1652 nt
Organism: Aaosphaeria arxii CBS 175.79
Lineage: Eukaryota; Fungi; Ascomycota; Dothideomycetes; Pleosporales
Product: FAD-binding domain-containing protein
Exons: 2
Coding region: 219-1637 (472 amino acids)
Molecular function (GO): FAD binding; oxidoreductase activity
Source: RefSeq, a predicted model, not a curated record
CUUCAAUUAAUGAAGCACUAGAGAAGCUCUACAAACAAGACCCAAAAUUGAAAGAAGCAGAGCAGGCGAACGAACUUGCCGCUUCGAAGGAGGGGGAAUUAGAAUCUGUAUCGGGAGGAACCUGGAAAGGCACAAAUGUCAGCGAUUCAUCCAAUUCACCACUGGACGCGAGAGACCCGGGCUUCACUCAUGUUUUCAAAAGAAGUGAACGUGGACUCAUGAGUUGCCUUCAGAAAAACAGGGUCGAGUUCAUCGCUCAGGGUGACGCAAAGUACAACGAACUAUCGACUCCGUACAAUACAAGGAUCAGGACGAGGCCGCGCAUCAUUAUAACACCAAACAGAGUCUCAGAUAUACAAUACGCCGUAGUAUGCGCUCAGAGAGAGGGAUUCAAGGUUCAACCCAGAGCUGGAGGACACUCAUAUGCAGGAUAUAGCACCGGCGACGCGAACACCUUGAUCAUUGACUUGCGGUACAUAAGCAAUGUGGAAUACGACCCCCGGUCGCGAAAAGCUUUCGCCUUUGGAGGGGCCCGACUUGGUAAUCUUGGACUCAAGCUGGGAGCAGAUGGGAAGGCUAUCAGUCAUGGGGACUGCCCUGGCGUUGGCCUUGCUGGCCACUCCCUUCAUGGCGGCUUCGGAUAUACAUCGCGAAUGUGGGGUUUAUCCACAGACCAUAUCCUGAGCAUGAAAGUGGUCACUGCAACUGGGGAUUUAGUAUCAGCCUCUCCAAAACUGAACUCUGACCUUUUCUAUGCCAUGAAGGGGGCAGGCGACUCUUUCGGUAUUGCGGUGGAAUUUGAGCUCAAAACUAGGACUGUUCCAGACAAGGUGUUGCGAUUCAUCUUCGACCUUGCAAGAUAUUCCAGAGACGCAAAAAGGAUGGCUGAUGUUUUCGUCAAUGUUCAAGCCUGCGUCCAGUCUAGAAGCUUCGGUGAUAAUUAUGGCCUGACCAUUCGGUUGGCAACUGAUGCUUUCCGAGUAGCUGGUUACUUUUACGGGAAGGAAGCCGAUUUCCAGCGAACAAUGCUUCCAUGCUUAUCGAAAGCGGCCCCAGUCACAAUCACCAUCGAAGAACAAUCAUUCUCAAGGUCCUUGUCCAGUAUUGCAGGAGAUGCGCCUCUUAGACGAUUCAUAGAUGCCCCCGGCGCCAAGUCAAACUUUUACGCAAAAAGUGUGAUGAUACCAGAGCAAAGGCCGCUGAACAAGGCGCAGAUGCAAGACUAUUUUCGCACUGUCCUAGAGGCAGGAGCCAGAGUGCCCAAUCAGUUUGUUAUUACAUUCAGAUUGAUGGGCGGUACAGGAAGUCACGUUAAAAAAGAUUAUGGUGACACCUCCAUUCCAUGGCGGGACACCCUGUGGAUUGCUCAGCAUGAUGGCCAGACACAAAGAAAUCCAAGAGACGUCGCAAGAGCAAUAACGGCAAUGAAUGACCAGCUAGAGGGCUCCAUCCAGAGAAAUGUGGCUACCUAUUUCAUGUUUCCACCAUUCAUAGAUCCUGAUCUUACUAGGGAGGAGUCCCACAAAAUGUACCUAGGCGACGAGCAUUCUCGACGACUCCAAAGGAUUAAAACCAAAUGGGACCCAACAAAUGUCUUUUCGAAUCCGCAGUCGGUUCAACUAGAAAGAAGAAGAUAAGUAUAUAUAGACCCC